AUCAUGUGUGUUGGGGGGGGAGGGAUUCAUCUCGGAAUACAAUGGCUAGAGGUCCUGAAGCUCUCAGAAGAAAUGAACGUUCAAAGCUGUGAAUCCAACAGCCACCCUGUUUGGAUGGGGAUGAUUCCAACGCACUGUGGAAAAGCAGCCAAAACAUACAAGGUUUAAAGUGUGUGCUGCUUGUGGAAGGCCGUCCAGGGCAGGGCUAUCAGCAGCACCAAAUGAGCGGACUCAGGCCCACCUUAAGAUUGCAUCUCCCGAGCUGCGCUGCACAUGCCGCUGCUAUUACUCAUUAUGAAAGCCUGAGGCUCCAGAUAAUGGGACUUGGCCCCAAGCACAACGAAGCAUGCUUUUUCUACCAUUCUGGGAAAAGUCGAGGCUGAGCUGCGCAGCCUGACCCUGAACAGACCCUUGGCAUUCCCCUGGACGCGGACUAGACAGGGAGAGGGAAGGCUGCCUUUUUAAAGCUUGAAGCUGACUCGGUGAGAAACCUUGGUGUGCCGCGCACGUCUGGCUCCCUCGCGGAGACAUCGGCUUUACAAAGGAGCUGGCUUCUACCUUGGAGGAAACUGUCGCUUGUUGGCGUUCCGCAGAAGUCACAGCUGCCUCCGGAACAGAACCUCAGACACAACCCGAACAGAAAAUGUCGAAGGACGACUCUGGGGUGAAUUUCGGGACGAGGCUUUCAGGGCCACGAAGUGCUGCUGACCCAAACCACCACUGCUGCCCACUGACGGCUAGAUCCAAGAGGAUGCGCCUGCCGAGGACUGCAGACCGGAGGAUGAAGCUGUGGCUCCCGGGAGGGCAGCUCACCCUGCUGCUGCUGCUGCUCUGUGCCCAGCACACACCCGCCAGGAGCGCUGAGGCUGCUCUUAAGGUCGACUUUGACUUGACCCCACAAUCCUUUGAUGAUCAAUACCAAGGCUGUAGCAAACAGGUCAUGGAGGAGCUAAGGGAAAGAGACUAUUUCUUUAAUGAAAUAGACACCAAUAAGUAUUACUCCAGAGCGUGGCAAAAAGCCCACUUAAACUGGCUGAGCCAGGCCAGCACCUUCCCCGAGAGCAUGACCCCUGUGCACACUGUGGCCCUCAUGUUCUACACCUUGAAUCAUAAUGUGAGCUCGGACUUUGCUAAGGCCAUGGCCAGAGUUGCGGGGUCUCCACGGCAGUACAACCAGUCAUUCCACUUCAAGUUUCUGCACUACUACCUCACCUCAGCCAUCCAGCUGCUGAGGAACGAGAGCUCCGCGAAGAACCACAGUCUGUGUUAUAAGGUAUACCAUGGGAUGAAGGAUGUGAACUUUGAAGCCAAUGUUGGCUCCACCAUUCGGUUUGGCCAGUUUCUUUCUGCCUCCCUGCUAAAGGAAGAGACGCCGGUGUCUGGACAUCAAACACUGUUUAUCAUUUUUACUUGCCUGGGUGUCUCUGUGCAAGACUUCUCUCUCAGGAAGGAAGUCUUGAUCCCCCCCUACGAGUUAUUUGAAGUCGUAAGUAAGAACUACAGCACCGGAGGAGACUUGAUAAGCGUGCGGUCUGCUGGGAACAUGAGCGCGUAUAACUGCCAGCUGCUAAAAGCUUCCAGCAAGAAAAGCACCCCUGCUCCAAUAGUUAUUGUUUGCCUCCUUUUGGUCAGUGUUGUUUUCUCUUCCAAACACAGCGAGCAAAAGAGUCUGCUGUCUUCCUUUUAAAGAAACUACUUAAACUUUUUGCUCAUCUAUUUGUUACCAGAAUGUGAGGCCCACCCUUCCCACCAUCCCACAGAAGACACAGGAGACAGAAAAUGGUGGGAAAAAACCAAGUUUAUUCAAAACCAGCUGUAAAUAAGGCGGAAAACUGUCUCAAAUCCCUACCAAAGGGGAGAGAGUCUAUUGGCUCCUUUCCUGAUGCUAUCACCAAGACCAGACAUAGACGCUCAAAGCUUCCCUCAACUUAUAAAUGUACCAAGCCUCAGAGCCAGAGAGUUUUGGAACCAAAAGCACAGGUGCUACUGAAGCAGAAGUGGGGCAGGAUAUCAAACCUCAAGGCCCACCCCUUGUGACUCACUUCCUCUAGGAAGGCUGAAGAUUCCACAGCCUUGGAAAGCAAUGCCACCAGUAAGAGUCAAAGUCCUUAAGCUCGUGAGGAGCAUUUAUCACUAAAACCACAGCAAGGUCUUACCAUUCAUUGUGCUCCUACAGGAGAAAAAGGGAGUCCUGACCCACAAGGGACAAACCGCCUCUGCUUUGAGCAGGCUUUGUCCUCCUCAGAGGUGUCUUCUUUGCUAGGGCUCUGGCAGGAACCUCGCAAAAGACCAGUGUCCUGCAGAUGCUUAACCAGAACUGGAAAAGGUCUUUAUCGCUCUAUUCCUGAAAGCCUUGUGCAUCCUCUUUGCCAGCCACAUUUGGCCUUCGCUCUGUGCCUUUGUCCUAUUGGGACACCCUAGGACAUCAUUUUCCUGUAAGCUGGCCAUUGAUCCAUGAGAGAAACGACAAUCCAGUGAUAGUCUGUGAGAUCAGAGUCAGGCUACAUUUUCAAGAGUAGUUGAAGGAGCACAGCAGGAAUCUCUCCUUUGAGUGAUUAUGAGAGCAGAGUGCAUGCACACCAGGACUGCUAGCAGGUACCUCGCCACCGCCACUGAGAGAGAGGAAUUUGCCUCCCUGAGAAACUGACUCACUGGAGGCAGAACUGAGAAAUGGAAAGAAGUUGAGACAAGAGUGAGUGAUGAGCCUCUAUUGCUGACCUGUGCCCAAAGCAUAACUCGAUUUCCUCGUUACAUGAAUCAAUAAAGGAUACCUGUGCCAA
This is a messenger RNA of Meriones unguiculatus (Mongolian gerbil), 2780 nucleotides long. It is a transcript of the gene Art4, whose product is annotated as ADP-ribosyltransferase 4 (inactive) (Dombrock blood group). The coding region runs from base 644 to 1687 and encodes 347 amino acids. The transcript has 3 exons. The record is from RefSeq and is a predicted model, not a curated record. Gene Ontology annotation, molecular function: NAD+-protein-arginine ADP-ribosyltransferase activity; NAD+ poly-ADP-ribosyltransferase activity. Lineage: Eukaryota; Metazoa; Chordata; Mammalia; Rodentia; Muridae.